CAGGCUUUUUUUCCAUCAUGGCAGAUCCCAAUUAAGUGCUGACCGCCUGUAGAUUAUACCACAGCUUCUUCUCCUUUGAUUACGACGACGACAUUGACGACGACGACGACGACGACGACGACGACUACGACGACGACUACGACUACGACUACGACGGCGGCGGCGGUGGACCACGACACCCAAGACGACCACCUCGACGACCAUUUUGUAUCCCAGUCUGGCUUGACUAAAGGACUUCGACGUCAACCAUGCCCAAAUCCCCCGACCAUGUCUAUACCGAAGACCAGCACUCGUCCUCGGUAGAAGAUUUCGACCUCGACGAUGAACACAAGACGCUGUUGUUGCCGGGCUCGCCGUCGCCAUCCCACAAGAGGAGACAGGGGACGGUUCUUGUGUGGCUCAGAGGCCGGCAGCGCUCGUUGCUGAGAAGGUUCCGUCGUCAGCCUCGCUCUCUUCCCCGCCUGCUCCUCCGCUACGCCUUCUUGUUCGUCCUCAUCGUCUUGACCGCGACGCCCAUACUCUUCCCGUCUUAUACGCGCCACCCGAAGCACUACAAGGACCUGAGGAAUCGAUGCUUGGUGUCUGACAGCCUUUCCGGCUGUGCGAACCUGCGGAACGAAAAGGUAUUCAUUGCUGUCAGCUUAUUCGAUCCCGAGGGCAAGAUUGCCGGCGGUGAGUGGGCCAAGAACGUCCUCGACCUUGUGCACAUGAUCGGGGAGGACAACGCCUUUCUCAGCAUCUACGAGAACGACAGCGGCGACCUGGGCACCGCCGCCCUCGAGGAGUUUAAGAAGAACGUGCCCUGCAAGCACAAGAUUGUUAGCGAUGGCCACGUUGACUACAGCGCAUUCCCCCAUGUGACGAUGCCCGACGGGUCGCAGAGGCUGAAGCGCCUUGCCUACCUGUCAGAGAUGCGUAACCGCGCGCUCUACCCGCUGGACCAGCACGAUCCCGACGCCGGCGACGUCAAGUACGACAGGAUCCUGUUCCUCAACGACGCCCUGUUCGCCCCGAUCGACGCCGUCCACCUGCUCUUCAACACCAACACAGGCCAAGACGGCCGCGCCCACUACCUCUCGGCCUGCUCGAUCGACUACGACUGGAACCCGUUCCUCGAGUACGACCUCUACGCGCAGCGCGACGCCGAGGGCUUCUCCAACGGCAUCCCCAUCUUCCCCUACUUCACCGCCGCCGGCAAGGCUAUCUCGCGCAAAGCCAUGGUCUCGCAGACGGAUGCCGUCCCGGUCAAGAGCUGCUGGGGCGGCAUGGUGGCCAUGCAGGCCAAGUGGGUCCAGAACAUGGACAGGAAGCUGCCGACCAAGGACUGGCAGGCCGUGGCGCACCACGUCAUCAACCCAGACCACCCGCACAACGUGACGGGCCCGGUGCGCUUCCGGUACGAGCCCGAGCUGUAUUUUGACGCCUGCGAGUGCUGCCUGUUCCUCGCCGACGUGACCACCGUCGCAGACAAGGCCGGCGAGCCCGACACGGGCGUCUUCGUCAACCCCUACGUGCGCGUGGCGUACCGCAAGAGGACCCAGCGUCUCGAGCGGCUGAUCCGCCGCUGGGAGCGGCUCAUGGACCUCCCGCAGGGCAUCAUCACCUACUUCUCGCGGUUCCCGACACCCAACCCCCACCGCGAGGUCGUCGAGGGCCAGCGGUUCCGGGAGGAGAUCUACCAGCGCCGCGAGGGGUGGAAGAUGGUGGAGCGGACGGGGCGCAACGGCAUGUUCUGCGGGGUCCGCGAGAUGCAGCUCAUCAAGGAGGGCCCGCGCAACGGGCGCAACUGGGAGAACCACUACGGCAUCCCGUGGGACCAGCAGACGCUGAACUUUCCCAUGUGAUUGAUUCCGUCUUUAAUUACGAGGAAGAGCAAAAUGGAUGGGGGUUGGGCGGGUGGAAAGUUUGAUAACGGCACGGCGCAUCGGUUCACUUUUUUCCCCCUCCCCUUUUUUUGGUGCGGGCUAUUGUAUGUGUGUGGGUGCACGCUGGAAAUGAUACCACUUUCGUUUAAUCCUGUUGCUAUAUCCAUCCAUUCCCAUCUACAUAGAUAUACGGAGUAUAAUAUGCAUGUACCGAAUACACUGUUUUUUCAAAUCCUCAGCACCUUGCCCCGCUCCCAAGUGGCGCGCCGUUGCACGACGCAC
Colletotrichum navitas is the source of this 2147-nucleotide messenger RNA. RefSeq names its product cryptococcal mannosyltransferase 1-domain-containing protein. The record is from RefSeq and is a predicted model, not a curated record. Lineage: Eukaryota; Fungi; Ascomycota; Sordariomycetes; Glomerellales; Glomerellaceae. The transcript has a single exon. Bases 249 to 1844 code for a protein of 531 amino acids.